AUGAUACUCGUGUCCAUCAUGGCGGAGCUGCUGGAGGCGUACACGGCGGCGGUGGCGCGCGGCGUGGAGCGCCUGCUCUCUGCCGCGGCGCCGCGGCGCGUCCUGCCGCGCCGGGUCCGGUUCCUCGUCCUCCGGAGCCUCCCCUUCGCGACCCCACCGGUUGCUGCGCCGCCGCCGCCGCCGCCCCACGCCGUCGUCGCCAUCGCCGUCCUUACCCGUUGA
This is a messenger RNA of Miscanthus lutarioriparius, 222 nucleotides long. NCBI's taxonomy places the organism in Eukaryota, Viridiplantae, Streptophyta, Magnoliopsida, Poales, Poaceae. The record is from the annotation of a GenBank genome assembly.